This is a messenger RNA of Perca flavescens (yellow perch), 4949 nucleotides long. It is a transcript of the gene vegfba, whose product is annotated as vascular endothelial growth factor Ba. Gene Ontology annotation, biological process: positive regulation of mast cell chemotaxis; positive regulation of protein phosphorylation; response to hypoxia. Gene Ontology annotation, molecular function: vascular endothelial growth factor receptor binding; growth factor activity; heparin binding. Bases 845 to 1609 code for a protein of 254 amino acids. The transcript is spliced from 8 exons. The record is from RefSeq and is a predicted model, not a curated record. Lineage: Eukaryota; Metazoa; Chordata; Actinopteri; Perciformes; Percidae. Gene Ontology annotation, cellular component: membrane.
AACAACUAAUGAAGACUCCUACCUCUCCAGACCUCUCUCUGUCUGCGGACUACUCUGCUGCUCCAGCUCUGUUCUAGCUCUGCUACCAUGUCAGUGGAGGAUGUUAUUCUAGACAUAUUUAUAAAAGGACAAAAAAACGGGAAGAUGCGCCUAAAUGGGAAGCGUCACAUUUUCAGUGGGAGCGACAGUGUGGAGAGACUGUGACCGAGCCGGGGAGCGGAAUAUGCGCCACUGUUCAGCCCUGCACGUCGGACUAAAGCGUCGUAUAAAGUUGCCGUAUAAACGUCCUAUAGCCUCGCUGGAUGAUGUGAUUUUUUUUUCUCUCUCCAGGAUUUUAUGAUCGCACCACGUUUCAGCGGGAAUCUGGAUGAUCCAGUCACGUCAUCAUGGGAUCAGGACCAGACUGACCUGAAAUAGCCUAAAUAUAGGGAGCCAUCAGUCAAAGUUUAAACAAGUCUCAUUAAAAAAAAUGACAUAGUUAAUAAAAUAUUACUGGAGAUUUUCUGUCUGUGUUAAAAAGAGUGGAUGGAGGGUUAUUUUAGACACAGCCUACAGUGUUUGACUAAUUGAAAUAGCCUACAAACUAUCAUUGGAGUUUAGAUUGAGAGCUGCUUUAGUUCAGUCGAUAAUAUAGUCUAAAUGCUACAAGAUAUUAUUCCAACACUGAGGAUGCCACCCUGGGUGUCCUUUCAAGGAAGGGAGACUGGAGAAUGAAAACGGGAUUUCUGCGUCUUUAAUCGGACACAGAAGCGAAGGAAGGAGACGGCCGAAUAAGCCCUUCUUUUUUCUUUUUUUGGAUUGGUCCAAAGAAUAUUUUUUUGCGUGCCCCUUGGACUUCUGCACAAUGGGGAUUAUACUUCAAGUUAUUCUAGGAAUGUUUCAAUUCCUGCUGCUCACCAGAAUACCGACGUCCCAUGCCAAGCUCGCUCACUGGCGGCCGGCAGACUCCCCAAAAUCCAGGGAAGGUCGAGAAGUGCGACGGUGGUUGGAGGUUUAUUCGCGGAGCGGCUGUGAGCCUCGGGACACUCUGGUGGAGGUUUGGCAGGAGUUGCCGGGGGAGACGCACCAUCUCUUCGUCCCAUCCUGUGUGUCGGUGAGGCGAUGUGGUGGCUGCUGUGCUGACGAGGCCCUGGAGUGUGUUCCCUCGCUUACACACACACUCACAAUGGAGCUGAUGAGAACCUCUUUCAUGAAACACGAGCUUGUUGAGCUGCCGUUCGUCGAGCACAGCCAGUGUGAGUGCAGAUUAAAAGAUCAUUUCCAGCCAACACCUACAACAAGGCCCUAUCUGAAGCCAACAAGAACAGACAAGAAAAAGGAGAGAGGAAAGUCCAGACAUAAGACAACUGGAGCCAUCAGAGCUGCGACACAUGCUCCCCUACCUCUUCCUCCCCCAUCCUCUCCUCCUCCUCCAUCACCUCCGCCCACCAGCCUUGCUCCCUCUCCAUCGCCAUCUCCGAGGCCUAGUUGCCGACCCUGCAGAGGAAGAAAGUGGGCACUGAAUGCAACGUCUUGUCAGUGCCGCUGCACCAUCAGAGCUGAGAGCUGCAGCCAGAAAGACAGGAGGCUCAACCCUCACCGCUGCAGGUGUGAGGCCAUGAGGACUUGAUGUGUCCACUGACUUAUUUUUCACCUCCUUCUUUCCACCAACCCUUGUUGAUUCAUCACCCACUCUCAGUGCCAAGUAGCAUACAGACACUUGGACAUCCAGUAACCUCAGAAUGAAGGAAAUCUUUGCGGAAGCACCCACAACCUGUAGAAGCGCUCUUAGUUAAGCAACACGUGCAGCGUAACAGCCUAAAUAUCAAUCUACGUGUGUGUAUGUGUGUGUGUGUGUGUGUGUGUGUGUGUGUGUGUGUGUGUGUGUGCAAUCAAACAUGUUACUAUCGCCUCUGCUUCUGCAACAAAGCUUCUGUCAGUCCACAUGUGCAUGCCUGUACAGACAUGUAGAGUCACAAAACACAUCCCAUGAGUGGAGGUAUGACAGGCACCUUAAUGGCAACUUUGAGAGACAUGGUUUUUAGACAAUUCAUUCUUGGUGGACACAAUUACACAAACUCCUGCUCUGCUGUGGUUUGGGGGUUCUUUAGGUCUGCAGAUGAACUUAUACAAAUACAAGAGAGCAGGGGAAACACAUACUAUUUAAGAAUAAUGGAUAUAAAGUGGACCAGUCUAACACAGGGGUUCUUUGUGUCAACGCUUCAGUGGAAGUUGUAAUUUGUUGUUCGAAGACAAACUGCACAUGGAGAUGGAUUCCAGGGUGAAGUCAAAAUGUUUGUGCGGAGGAUUUGAAAAACAGCGCCAACAGAUUAUAGAUGGACACAUCCACACUCAGACACACCCGAAGAACAUAGAACAUGGACAUGAACUGGCACCCCAGUGUGCGUGGACCUAUAGUUGAGCUGAAUGCUGGGAUGGAGAGUAUCUGUGUGGUCUCCCCACUGAAAGACCCAGAUGGGAUAUCCCUGCAGCCAUCUCUUUCAUUCAAAUCGUAUGACCACGGGCUGGCUCUCCAAGCCGCUUUCCGGCAUUUGUUUAAUUUGGGCCUUUUGUCUCCAUCUUCCCUCGGCUCCUCGAUUGAAAGCAGCCGCUUUGCCUCUCUUUGCCUCUCUUUGCCUCUCUUUUAGGCAGUGAGGAGAAUGACAAUAAUGAGGCCUGGCGGCUGUCCACUGCUUCACACAUUCACACUUAUAAUACCAGGAACACAGACAACAGUGCAAAUGCAGAAAGACACACAAUCUCACUCACUCUGUGCUAUGGCACACAUACAUUCAUAUUUAGACACACAUAGAAUGUGUAAUGAAUGCAGGUAGCCAUAAGCAUUUGUUUGUGCCACACCAAGUGUGCAAAUAUAUGUCAGUUAUUGCAAUUUACUGCAAAGUCUUCAUUUAAUAUUGUAUUAUAUGCCUCUGUUUUAUAUUUUAUUAUAAUUCUGUCAAGUUGAUUGAAAGAUACUCUAUAUUGCUGAAUGUGUGUCUUUGUUUUGUUUGUUCAUCUUUAAUCCGUCUGCAUAAAGAGUCAAGCUGGGUGGCCGGCUAUUUAUACACUCAGCAUCUAAACCGAUACCCAAACGUAUUGAAUUUAAACAGACACGGCUAACACGGGCCACAAAUGGGAGACUAUAUACAUCAUAAUGUGUAAUUCAAACAAUCAGUGGGGCAGUGUUUUCCGCAGCACACAGAAACCAAGCAAAUAGCCGUUCCCAAUGCAGUGAAGGAAUAAAUGGCUGUUUUUGUUGCAUGUUAGACAUAACUUGUUUAUAUUCUGACUGAAUCGCACGGUUUAACUCCAUGUUAGUUCAUGACUGCAUGGAUGCUGCGUAGGAACAGGGAUUUGAACUGUGAUUCAGUUUCAGAAAGGACAAAGUCUUGAGCAGCAUGUCAGUCAGAGUGACAGGCUAAAGCCAGAGCUCAGAGGACCCAUUAUGAUGGGUCAUGGAGUUUAAACCCAUUUUUGACACUCAUUCAGACCAUUUGUUUUGUGCUAAAUUUGACUCAAAACAUUACCAGUGACGUUGUAUCUCCAUGACAAACAGUAGCUUUGAAACUCUAUAAUUCAUGUCUGUACUCUCCCCCAGGAUUCAUACGAUCCUGCUGAUUGGAACUGUCCCUAAAUCCUAAAUUAUUUGUGUGUCAGCUAAUAUUUGAGCUAAAAAACUUUGUUUCAGGGGCUGGUGUGAUAAGCUCUGUAUUUAAACUCUCCUGAGAUGAGAUUAUUUUUUUUCCUUGCUUGAGUCCAUUGUUCAGUGUUUGUUAUAACCAUCAAUCAAUGCUUCAAUCACUACCUCUAUAUAUCAUAACAUAUUAAUGACCAAGUAUUAUUGUUACUUUCUCUGUGUUAUGUCAGACCUCUUUUAAGAUAAUAAUGUUUUUAUUUACAUUUAGCAAUAAGCAGUCUCCAGUGUAGAGAUGUGGAACUGCAGCAGAUCUGUAGUGAUUAUCACUGGUUUAGAGGAACCUAUAGGAGUUUUCUGUGUGCUUCUUAAUAAUCUGAAGGGAAGCAUUUUUUUCAUAUGAGGAGAACUGAACUGGUCCUCUGAGUACAGACCAGACACUGUGUGAUAAUGUGGAACAGGAGAUGAUUUUCCCAAAGUGUUUGUAGCCUAAAACUACUGGUGAUCUUGGCUUUAAAGGAAUAGUUUGACAUUUUGGGAAGUUCACUUAUUCACCUUCUUGCUGAGAGUUAGAUGAGAAGAUUGAUACCACUCUCAAUAGAAGAAAAAACUGAAGAAGUUAAAAGCUCCAUUCAAGCAGACAUGUACGACAUAUCGAAGACAUUCCACCUAAAAGAGUUGUGGUGCUGAGAUCAUUUGUUGAGGGUUUCUGGGGUUCCAGUUGUUUCCUCUUGUGACCAAAACAUUUCUUAUUUCAAAGUACAAAUUCUAAACAAUAAAAGCAACAACAGCGAAUCCCAUCAGGAAGCAUUUGUAUCUGCUGUAGCCUCCCAUCAUUUCAACAUCACAACUCUUUAAGUUAUACAGCUUGCGCGUAUUAAUAUCCUACUCAAAUGUCCUAAUUCUGUGUCAGUAUCAAACAUCAGUGUGCUUUAUAUCUGCACAGUCUACAUUGCGCUGUAAAGGUAGCCCUGUUCUAGCCUCCAGUGUCUUAGCCGAUAGAGACCCCUUACUAAACUAUGUAACAUUUUAUAAUCUCUAAAAUGCCAUGACCUUGUGUAUGACGUAGUGCAUACUUUAGAGAUGUAUUUGUAACUUCAUUUUAGCUAUACUUCGUAAUGAAUCUCUUCUCUGUGAAUACGUUGUACUAUUGUAGCCUAUGUAUAAAGAAAACACUCUUUUUUUUUGCUGCUACACCAUUUGUGCCCUAUUAUGAUGUCUUUGUAGAAAACAAUGCAGUUUUAUGUUGUAUUAGUAUAUAAAUGCCAAUUAAUCGAUUCAAUGUCCACGUAAUGUGUAUACUGCAUCGUCAAAUAUAUUGAAAAUGAUACCAUGA